AAAAAAGAAACCAAAAACAAAAAAACCGUCGAAGUGUUGGUUCAAGCGUCGAGAUCUCGAGUCUUUAGUGAAAUUCUGUAUAAAAAAGUAAGUACGGCCGACGGUCGUACUUGGCAGUAAGGCUUCAAGAUUGCUCGAAAAUCGUCGAGAGAGGUGCGCAGGGCAGGAAGAGCGAUGGAAAUCGGGGGUGCAGCGAUGCAAAGGAUGGCCGCUACCGGAGGGCCCGGGCCUCUCAGCCUUCAGGGCCCUCCAAGGUCAGUGAAAAUCUCACCCGUUAACAUACAAGACGAACCCGGUGACCUUACUUCUCAAAAGAGUACAAGUUCGCAUUGCGUGGGAUGUGGUGGUCGAAUUCAUGAUCAAUGGAUUUUGCGAGUUGCACCGAAUCUGGAAUGGCACGCUGCUUGUUUGAAAUGUGCGGAAUGCCAGCAAUUUUUGGACGAGCACUGCACCUGCUUCGUACGAGAUGGAAAAACUUAUUGCAAGCGAGAUUACGUCAGGCUGUUCGGGACAAAAUGCGACAAGUGCAGCGAGUGCUUCAGCAAGGAUGACUACGUAAUGAGGGCAAGGAGCAAGAUUUAUCACAUAAAGUGCUUCCGAUGUUCAGCCUGCAUGAGACAGUUAGUGCCUGGCGAUGAAUUUGCCCUGAGACAGGACGGCCUGUUUUGCAGACACGACCACGACGUUCUCGAAGGCGGAAAGCUCUGCUCUGGACCUGGUGGUGUUCCUGGAAGUGAAAACAACAACAACGCAUCCCUUAUGAAUAAUAAUCAUCAUCUGCAUCCCAACGACGGCUCAAUAUCAGACUCCGGAUCUGAGAGUGGAUCUCACAAAGCUGGUAUGGGUGGCACUCGAGGAUCGGGCAGCCAUAAAAGCGGCGGCGGUUCUGACGGGAAACCAACCAGAGUUCGCACCGUUCUAAAUGAGAAACAACUUCAUACUUUGAGGACUUGCUAUGCCGCGAAUCCGCGGCCGGAUGCGUUGAUGAAAGAACAAUUAGUCGAGAUGACAGGCUUGAGUCCACGAGUAAUCAGGGUAUGGUUCCAGAACAAACGGUGCAAAGAUAAAAAGAAAACGAUCGCCAUGAAACAACAAAUGCAAGAAAAGGAUGGCCGUAAAUUAGGCUUUGGUGGAAUGCAUGGCAUUCCUAUGGUGGCAAGUAGUCCUGUAAGACACGAGAGUUCUAUAGGAAUGACGCCAUUGGAAGUGCAAGCUUAUCAACCACCGUGGAAAGCUCUUUCAGACUUUGCUCUGCACACUGAUUUAGACAGGCUAGAUCCUAACACUCCUUCUUUCCAUCAUCUGGUAUCACAGAUGCACGGUUAUGAUCUUCACAGCGGACCACCACAAUUACCUCCACCGGGAAUGCUCGGUGGACCAAUGAACGACGGUGGAGGUGGUGGAGGUGGUGGUUCUCUACCACCCCCUGGCCCACACCAUCCCAGUGGUGGUGGUCCAGACAUGGGUCAACACCCCGACAGCACAGAUAGCUAUGUAACUUACCUCGAAAGUGACAGUGACUCUCUUCAUCAUGAUACAGGAAGUCCAUAGUGUUGUGCAGUGUGGCCAGAACGAAAGUGUCCGCUUUCUUCGUGGUCCAUUUUCAAUAAGUGCUUAAAGAGAAUUGUAGUCUGCGAGAACAAAUAGAGUGAUUGUAAAUGGCUGGAAACGA
Molecule: messenger RNA, 1672 nt
Organism: Apis florea (little honeybee)
Lineage: Eukaryota; Metazoa; Arthropoda; Insecta; Hymenoptera; Apidae
Gene: tup
Product: LIM1_Isl and LIM2_Isl domain-containing protein tup
Biological process (GO): positive regulation of transcription by RNA polymerase II; neuron fate specification; axonogenesis
Molecular function (GO): DNA-binding transcription factor activity, RNA polymerase II-specific; DNA binding
Source: RefSeq, a predicted model, not a curated record